This is a messenger RNA of Melanotaenia boesemani (Boeseman's rainbowfish), 1431 nucleotides long. RefSeq names its product ribonuclease P protein subunit p30-like. Gene Ontology annotation, biological process: tRNA processing. The transcript has 12 exons. Lineage: Eukaryota; Metazoa; Chordata; Actinopteri; Atheriniformes; Melanotaeniidae. Gene Ontology annotation, molecular function: RNA binding. Gene Ontology annotation, cellular component: nucleolar ribonuclease P complex. The record is from RefSeq and is a predicted model, not a curated record. Bases 311 to 1333 code for a protein of 340 amino acids.
CAUCUCCGUCCUGGACCUGCUGGACGGAUCCAGCAGGGGGAGCAGGUCUCUGACCCCAGCAGAGUCUGGGUAAUCACGAGGCCUCAUCGACCCCCCACCGGCAAACGGCAGGACCCAGCUGGACCAGAACCAGUUCUGAUACAGAAGAGACCCGGUGUGUGGGUGCGCGCGUGUCACAUACCAUCAGCUACUGCCCGGCUUCACGUGGGACGUCUUCUUCUUCUUCUUCUUCUUCUUCUUCUUCUUCUUCUUCUUCUUCUGCUUUCCUCCGCAGUGUGCGUGACUCCGCCCCCUGUCGGAACCAACGGGAAUGAUUGUUUUUAUUGGUAAACUCUCGCCGGUUCGGUAUGAGUCCAACAGAACCAGCAGCAGAAUCAAGUUCCGCCCUGUGAGGAGAAAAAUGAACCGGAAGUUGGAGAUUAAACUGACAGCACUGCAAGCCGCAGCUCUUUUUUCCGAGGUACAGUCAAUGCAACACUCUGGCUCCAACACUCCAUCUCCCAUCACGCCUUUCGGCUGUCCCCUCGUGGAGGAUAUCAGCAACAUGUCGGUGUUCAUGGACCUGAACGUGAUGUUCUCACCGGACAGAACCGGACUGCAGGGGCUCGUGGAGACCGCCGCUCACUUGGGUUUCUCCGCCGUCGCCAUCAACUACGUGUUUGAACCGACGACCAGGAAGAAACAGGAAGUUCCCACUCCGACACCGAUCAGUGAGCUGAUCGAUCAGCUGUCGGCGGUGCAGGGUCGCUCUCGACCAAUCAGACUGCUGAACAGGCUGACCGUGGUGAUGUCAGAUUCCAGUCACUUUAGGCCGAAUGCUCCGGAGUAUCGUCGCUUCGACCUCCUCGCCGUGCAGCCAACCACAGAGAAACUCUUCCAUGCGGCCUGCUUGCUGUACGACAUCGACAUCAUCUGCAUCUCGGUGACGGAGAAACUUCCUUUCUUCUUCAAAAGAGCGCCGGUCAACGGGGCCGUGGACAGGGGCGUGGUCUUCGAGGUUUCGUACUCGGCCGCCAUCAGAGACGCCACCAUGAGACGCUACACCAUCGCCAACGCCGUGAUGAUGAUGUCACAACAUGUCUGUCUCUUCCAGAACGUCAUCCUGAGCAGCGCAGCGGAGAAGGCUCUGGAGCUCCGAGGACCGUAUGAUGUCACCAACCUAGGCUUGCUGUUCGGUUUGUCCGACUCGGACUCCAAAGAAGCCGUUUCCUCCACCUGCAGAGCGGUUCUGCUGCACGCAGAAACCAGGAAGACGGCCUGUGGCGUCGUGCGCACCGUGAAGAACCAGGAUGACGGUGCAGCUCCUGCAGCCAAGAAAGCCAAACCCACCUGACCAAGUGCUUGACAGCAGAUUUAGUUUUAUGUCUUUUAUUUUUGAAGUCAUUAUUUCUGGUUUAAUAAACGGUGUAAAGAGUCACUUCCUGUCAAACA